Messenger RNA from Anopheles funestus (African malaria mosquito), 2307 nucleotides. It is a transcript of the gene eIF2A, whose product is annotated as eukaryotic translation initiation factor 2A. The transcript has 2 exons. Bases 93 to 2006 code for a protein of 637 amino acids. Lineage: Eukaryota; Metazoa; Arthropoda; Insecta; Diptera; Culicidae. Gene Ontology annotation, cellular component: cytosolic small ribosomal subunit. The record is from RefSeq and is a predicted model, not a curated record. Gene Ontology annotation, molecular function: translation initiation factor activity; ribosome binding; protein binding. Gene Ontology annotation, biological process: translational initiation.
GUUUGAUGUCAUUCGUACUAGCAAGUAAGGAAGAAGAAGAAUAAGAAACUUCAGUCGAAAAUCGAAAUCGUCACCAAAGGGCUAGGUGAACAAUGGCGAGCGGAAAUACUCCUACACUAGCGUUGCGAUCCGCGAAAGGAGUCGAAGUGUGGAAGCCCGAACAACAGAAACAACAGCUCACAUUUGUUCCGGAUGCGAGGUUUACUCCCGACCAGAGUAAAUCUUGCCGCGCUAUUGUUUAUAGCCCCGACGGACGAUUUCUGGCCUGGGCCAAUGGUUCGACGGUGCAGCUGUGCCGGGUGCUGGCGGACGCGAUCGUAGCAGUUGCGUCCCUACCCCGACCGAAGGCAUGCUAUCUGCGGUUUUCUCCGCUCAGCAGCUAUCUUAUGACGUGGGAAGUGUACACCGAGAACCCGCAGGAGACCCCGAAGGAGAAACCGAAUCUGUUCAUCUAUCGGGCGGAAACGGGCGAGGAGGUAUUCUCCAUCAUCCAGAAGCGUCAUCAGGAAUGGCAGAUGCACUGGAGCUGCGACGAAACCAUUGCCGCUCUGUUGGUCGGCGGAGAGGCACUCUUCUACGAACAUGGCCCAUCCGGGCCCGGCUUUAAACAGGUGGUGAAGCGCUUCGGCAGUCUCCGCAAUGGAGGACUCUCGGUAGCCCCAGGGCCCUCGCCACCGCACAUCGGUGUCUACAUGCCCGGCACGAAGGGGGCCCCAUCGAUGUGCCGGUUGUUCAAGUAUCCCAACUUGGAGAUCAACCAGCCGGUCGCGUCGAAAAGCUUCUUCCAGGCAGACAAGGUGGACAUGAUGUGGAACCGGAAGGGCAGCGGCUUGAUUCUGAUGACCAGCACCGAUGUCGAUACGACGGGAGUGUCCUACUACGGCAAGCAAGCGCUACACUACAUGACUCCCAAGGGGGAUUCGUGCGGUAUCCAGCUGAAAGCAGAAGGACCCAUCCACGACGUGGCCUGGAGCCCCAAAUCGACGGAGUUCUGUGUAGUGUACGGUUUCAUGCCUGCCCGGGCGACGCUCUUCAAUCUGAAGUGUGACGUCGUGUACGAUUUUGAGCCGGGCAACAGGAAUUCGAUUUUCUACAACGAUUUCGGCAAUCUGAUCCUGUUCGGUGGGUUCGGAAAUUUGCCCGGCUACAUCGAAACGUGGGAUUUGCCCAGACGCAAGAAGCUGGCAAGCUUUAAAGCUCCCGAUACUACAUCCCUUGAAUGGAAUCCGGCCGGCGAUACGUUCCUGACGUCUACGACCGCUCCACGGCUUCGCAUGGCGAACGGAUUCAAAGUGUGGCACUAUUCGGGCGCUCUGCUCGGCGAGUACGAUUGGACCGGAGAGCUGCUGGAGGUCAUCUGGCAAAAGUAUCCUCCGGGAACGUUCAAAGAGGUGCCGAUUUCGGACGAGAAGAUUGUGGGCAUCGUGUCCGCAACGCCGGUCGCCAGCAAUCAGAAAUACAUUCCGCCCGGUGCACGGAACAGUGUCACUGUCACCUCCAGUGGCCAAAUCAUCGACAUGAGACCACCGAUUCCGGGUCUACCACCCGGUUACCGUUCUUCAGUGCAGAUUAAAAAUAGCAAGAAGAACAAGAAGGCGGCUAGCAAAGCGGCGGCACCCGCUCCUGCUGGAACUGCUAAGGAUGCGGGUGAAGCGGGCGUCGGCGAAACCACUGCUCCUGCUGCUGCACCCGCACCCAAAAAGCAAGCCACAAGGAAAAAUGCAAAAAAUGCCGCUGAUGGUGAUUUGGCCAAUGGUAACGCAAACACCAAACCCAAAUCGGGUGGCUCAUCGACGAACGAGAGCAACAACGGCGUACAGAAAGUGUCACCCACUGGUGAUCCAAACAAGGACAAAAAAAUCAAAGCAAUCCAAAAGAAGCUGAAGGACAUUAAGGUCCUGAAGGAGAAGCACGAGCGUGGCGAAACGCUUGUGCAGACGCAGAUUGUAAAAAUGAACUCCGAAAGCCAGCUGAUAAAAGAGCUGGAAGCGCUGAAGGUAGCGUGAAGCGGGAUUAUUGCAUUCGCACAUUUGCUGCCAUUAUCCUUACGGCCGGGACAGGAUGAUGCAUCUCUACGAAUAUUUUCGUGUACAGUUUUCCUCUGACCGUUUUAGCGGCGGCCAAUCGCUCCCAGCCACGUGGUACCUUAACGACGACGACGACAGCUCCCGGUAGCAGCGGCAUCGACAUCGAACGUGUAGACAUAUUUUUGAUAAUACUUUUCCUUUGUUAACAACAUCAAAGCACACGGUUCGGAGACAGUCCGGAGUCUUUAUGGGUGAAAUAAAGCUGUAACUUUGCAAGAAA